GGAUUCUGACAUCCGUCAUGGCCUGGUCUCUGCGACGGCACACGUUGACGAGAAUAUUCUUUGCUUUAAGUCUUGUCUUCUUUGUUCGCCUCCUUUUCUAUCCCUCAUCAUGGAAUCCAACGCCGUCGACAUUUCUUGAAAUUCAAGAAUAUAAUGUUUUUGAAAGGGUAACUGGGUCAGAUAAGACCUUGAAUGUACAGAAACACAAAAACCUACAGUCGCGAAUGGGCCGGGACGAGAGGCCUGAUAUAUUUGAAGACUUUAUUUCGAAUGGGGUGGCAGAUUACUGGCAGCGCUUUCAAAAACCAUAUAUCAAAGGAAAGGAGACUACGCAUAUGGACGUACAGAGCGUUUUAACUUCCAUUGAACACCUUCUCUCUUUAAACGGUUGGGUAGCCGCAUAUUGUCCUACACUAGCCCGCCCUUUCGGACAGAAUAAGAACCAGGAUGAAGACGCCUACGAUGACCUUGCCAGAGAAGAUCACUUGUUCUACAUUGCUAUCGCCAUACAUUCAGCCGACCAUUUUCUUGUCGAUCAGCUUGCCGUCAUUGUCCAAUUGGCGAAACGUUUGGGAACAUCCAACCUCUUCGUGUCGAUGCUUGAUUAUGACUCAACAGAUUCAACUUCCACACUUACAGACCUUUGCGAAGCCGUUUUGACCCUUUUGGGCGUCCCGUUCAGAAUUCGAAGAGUUCCAGGAAUGACCGAAGACCCCACCGCUGCAUACUAUCCCUCUGAAGAGGCGUACAUGAGAAAUCUUGCUUUGGAACCCUUGGGAGAACUAUAUCACAAACGUAAUAUCAAAUUUCACCGAGUCAUUUGGCUCAAGGGUUUUACGUGCCCAAACGAUAUCCUGGAAACAAUCAAAGUAAGCAUUGCCAACGAAGCUGCAAUGGUAUGUGGAAUGGAUUGGGCCGAGUUCAAUGGAUUCUUUAUUUUUUCUGACCGGUGGCGUACACGCGACAUUCACGGAGACCAGUUCAGACAGUCAAGGUCGUCCUCUAAACCAGAUGCUGUUCCCCCACGAGAUGAGGUUGGAGCUGCGCGCUACAUAGAUCACUUGCCUUUCCAGGUAUUCUGCUGUGAGGCCGGUACCCAUAUCGUAGACCCUGCACAAUCCUAUUACAAGGGUAUCCAAUACCGCUAUGGAGAAGACUACCACAAUGUAUCUUCUUCUGACCCCCAGCCGCCAAGACCUUCCGACGCGUCUUGUCUAGACAGUACCCAGGCUUGGUUCUGCAGGGAUCUGUGGAUAAGCAAAGCUCUGGAAGGAGUAAAGGAUGAUGAGGUUAGCGACGAGAGUUCUCGGCAGAAGAAGAAGAAUGCACCGAAACAGAAUAGUCCGAAGCAGGAUGCCCCGAAACAGGAUGCCUCGAAGGACACUCCAAGUAUCGUCCGUCGUCAACCACCUCCCGUAGAUCCGGACGCCAAUGCCGGAUCUGACUACGAUGCAAUGCCAGACGAAGAUUUACACUUCGAAGAUCUCCCCGUUGGUCGACUAUCCAUCCCCAACUCUGUCUACGAGCCAGCGCGUAUACUGAUCAACCCUCGUUGCGUGACAACGUACGCGGGUGUCAGUCAUACUCAACUAGCUCUGGACUUGUUUGGGACUGGGGACGAUGAUGGCGCAGAAGGAAAUGCCACGAAAUAUGUUCUCGAGGACUGGGAAGGAGCUCCUGAGGUUUUUGUAUGUCAAGAGCAAAGUCAAACCGGAGGACGGAAGGCUUCUAAAACACAGCGUCUCCUCGGAUUUUCAAUCCACGAUGAGUUAGAACGGUUGUGAUAUCUCACAAGCUAGCCAGUCUAUUACUAUAAUGCAAAAACUAAGACGACGAUCGUCGCUCAUAUUAUACCAAUUCAUACGACAUGCAAAACCAUCGGGAAAGGCUAGGAGUUCAAGUUGUACACACUGCCUCUGUGCUUUAGAGCGUCAUGUAUAAUCAUUUCCCUAUUUUUCUUCUUUUUGAGCCAAAACCUUUGAAAGUCGCUCCGUCAUCAGAUUCAUCGUCUGCAAUUGCAAUAGUCCUCUUAUUUCCUCUUGCAGUUCGUCGCGUUGUUGAACUCCGCGUUGCUGGUAAGUCAUGAUCAUUGGACUGCAUAGUAGAAGUCCCAUUAUCUCCGCUGUCUAUAUCGUCAAGAGUAUGGGAGUCAAUUGGCUCCGACUUCUCGUCCUCUUCAUCUGACGGUAGAAACAGGGUGUUGACGGUUCCUUUAUUUGGCUUCGAAGAGCGCUUAAUAGCCUGACUGGCUGGCUCCUUCUUGAUGGCCGGGUUCUUGCUUUUCUUGCGAACUGGUUCUUCUUCUAACAUCUCCUCAUCUGAG
Molecule: messenger RNA, 2323 nt
Organism: Serpula lacrymans var. lacrymans S7.9
Lineage: Eukaryota; Fungi; Basidiomycota; Agaricomycetes; Boletales; Serpulaceae
Product: glycosyltransferase family 69 protein
Exons: 4
Coding region: 18-1784 (588 amino acids)
Source: RefSeq, a predicted model, not a curated record